This is a messenger RNA of Aspergillus brunneoviolaceus CBS 621.78, 1049 nucleotides long. RefSeq names its product Fig1 domain-containing protein. NCBI's taxonomy places the organism in Eukaryota, Fungi, Ascomycota, Eurotiomycetes, Eurotiales, Aspergillaceae. The record is from RefSeq and is a predicted model, not a curated record. Bases 231 to 1034 code for a protein of 267 amino acids. The transcript is spliced from 4 exons. Gene Ontology annotation, biological process: conjugation with cellular fusion. Gene Ontology annotation, cellular component: membrane; mating projection tip.
AUCUCUCAGAGACAUUGACGUAUUCCCUCAGCGCCGGGAGCACGAGUAUCGACAUCAACACAAAAAGCUCCACUUCUCUCAAAGGAGGAGAGCUUCUCAUCAUACUUGAUCUGUCAGUUGGGUGGUAGUGUCAAAGAGGUGCGCAGCAACCGGCGCAGACUCCUUCUCGGGGUUCCGAGAAGUGAGUCUUGGAUCAGAGACACGGGGAGACGACACCUGGACAAUCCAAGAUGCCUAAAAUCGGUGACCGGCUAGCCCGGCUGCUACCAAUGAUCGGUUACCACCACGUGCUGAUGAUUAUCAUUGCUGUCGCCAUCAUCCUUCUAUCCCUACUAUUGGCAGGAUGCUCAUCGUCCUCACCCCAGAUCCCUAGCAUAUUCCUGAUAUCACUAUACUACGAACGAUACUCACCGACAUUCAACCUGGCGCAGGUAGAUCCUGGCGUGGUUACAGCAACGGCGAACAUUGUAGGAGGAGCCGAAAUGGAAGUCCGUGUGGGCUACUUCGGUAUUUGCGUGCAGCCAGAUGCGGGAUCAUAUAUCUGCAAUGCCAAUGCGACCGCCUUGGCCGAGAUUGUCACGGUCGAUCAAGACCCUCUGAACCUGAUCUGGGUUGCGUCAACGUUCAAAGAUGCUGUUGUGUUUCCGUACCUACUCAUUAUCGCCGUCAUCCUCGCCUUCUUCUGUUUUAUCCUGCUGGCUACCUUCCCCGGAUGGCACGACGAGCUCGAUGCUAGUGGUUCCGAAGUUGAAGCCAAGCCGUUUCCUUCGCGACCUGUCUCGCAAGCCGCCCUGGCUCUCAUCUUCGUCGCAUCGGUCUUCGUCCUCGUCUCCGUUCUCUGGCAACAUACCGCAUCCGUCGCCGCGAGCACCAUCGCUCAGGACAUGGGCAAUGGUAGUGUGAAGAGUGGUGUUGGCACCUCUGCCAUGGUGCUGGGCUGGUUUGGAUUCGGUCUCAUGGUGGUCGUGACGAUAGGUCUUCUCGUCAUGAUUCUCAGCAUCAGCCUCAUCAGACAAUUGACGGACGAAGCAUAGUCGCGUUGACAUGCC